UGUGUCUUAUCCAAAGAUCUCUAUACCGUUAAUAAUAAUGAUGUGAUAAAUAAUAAUUUACGAAUCGUUGGAAAAAUUUUAAAAACGUAUAACGGUAAAGAUUAUUUUGCCUUUCGUGGAAUACCAUAUGCUAAGCCUCCGACUGGUGAAAGACGUUUUAAAGAUCCUGAGCCAUAUGGAAAAUGGAAUGGCUUACUAGAUGCGAGAAAAGAUGGCAAUGAAUGUGCGCAACCGAGUAAACUGUCAAAUUCAACAUUUUCUGAAGAUUGUCUCAUAUUAAACGUUUUUACAAAAUCAAUGCAAAAUGGUAACAAACCUGUUUUGGUUUAUAUACAUGGUGGUGCAUACAAAUUUGGUAGCGGAAGUAGUUUAGUUCAUGGCCCUCAAUAUUUAUUGGAUGAAGAAAUUGUUUUAGUAACAUUUAAUUAUAGAUUAGGACCAUUUGGUUUUCUAUCGAGUGAUUCCAAAGAUGCAACUGGAAAUUUUGCUUUUAAGGACCAAGUAUUAGUUUUAAAGUGGGUUCGCGAUAAUAUUAAACAUUUUGGCGGCAAUUCAGAUUUAGUAACAUUAAUUGGACAUAGUGCCGGCGCUUUAUCAGCCACACUUCAUAUGGUAUCACCAAUGUCAAAAAAUCUCUUUCAUCGACUAAUUGCUUUGAGUGGAUCAGCAACUCAUCAUUUUAAAGCACAAAAUUUUUAUUGGACUCAAAAGUUAGCAGAAUUAGUUCAAUGUCCAGAAAAUGAUGGCCAGGAAAUGGUUCAAUGUUUACGUGGAAGACCAUUGAAAGAAAUUAUAGAAGCAUGCGUAAAAUUUGAUGAAAAUAGAUUAGCAGAUUUGGAGUGGAAUGUUGAAAUUGAAAAAGAUUUUGGUCAAGACAGAUUUAUAACCAAAGAUCCAUCUAUAUUAUAUAAAAAUGAAGAAUUUUCUAAGAUACCAGUUUUAAUAGGUAUAACAAAAGAUGAAAUGGCAAAUCAAGCUUAUAAGUUUUUAUUGAAUUCAAAACUUGUGGCAGAAUUGAAUGAAAAUUUUGACUUGUUAGCACCACAAUAUUUUGGUUAUAAUUUUUCUAAUAUGGAAGAAUCAAAAAAUAUUAGUUACCAUUUACGAGAUUUUUAUUUUAAAAAUCAAAAAAUUGGAUUUGAAACAGAAACAAAUCUAGGUAAUUUAUUUAGCGAUGCUUUAAUAGUUCAUGGUGUUCAUCGUUUCGUUCAAUUGGCAAGUCAAUAUAUUGAUGUUUACUUCUUUAGACUUGACUAUAGAGGACGUUAUACAUGUUCAUCACCAAGAGAAAAUGGUGAUCCAUUUUAUAUCGAUCAUGUAGAUAUUCUUCUUUAUUUAUUCGAAUAUCCAAAUUGUGCACCAGAAUUUAAAAGAGAAGAUCCCGAAUAUUUAAUAAUGAAAAAAUUUAUAAAAUUUGUAAUAAAUUUUGCAGAAUCAGGCAAUCCUAAUGGCGAUAAAAACAAAGGUGAUGAAUUAUAUUGGGUGCCAUCUAAGAAAGGAAAUAUAAAAACUUACUAUAUUGAUGAAAUUUCAAAAAUUGAUGGGCCACCAUUCCAGGAUAGACUUACUCUUUGGGAUGAACUCUUUCCAAUUACAGAAAAGUAAUAGAAUUUCAACAUAAACUCAAGAACAAACAAAAAAAAGACAAAUGAAGUUCACGUUUUUGCUAAGUCUGAAAUUUUCAAUAAGCAUAACACACUUUUGCAAAUACCGUCAUCGCUUAACAGGAAAAAUAAUUCUGAAUUUGUUUAUACACACUUGUACUCAUAAAUUUGUCGUGAAACUCGAAAAUAAAUGACAACAAAACAUUGCUUUCGUCAUAAAAAGAUACAAUUUUCUUUGAAUUUAAAAAAAAGCUCAGUUUUUAAAAUUGAUACAA
Condylostylus longicornis is the source of this 1879-nucleotide messenger RNA. Its product is annotated as juvenile hormone esterase-like. The annotation marks the transcript as partial. The record is from RefSeq and is a predicted model, not a curated record. The transcript has a single exon. NCBI's taxonomy places the organism in Eukaryota, Metazoa, Arthropoda, Insecta, Diptera, Dolichopodidae.